AUGUCUCAUUGCAAUUUUCGUCAAAUUUACUUCUACGAGUUCAAACUGGGCCGGGCUGCCGCUCAAACCGCUCAAAAUAUCAAAGAAGUAUGGGGCCAGGGAAGUAUCAACGAAUGCAUAGUACAACGUUGGUUCCAAAAGUUUCGUGCCGGCAACACCAGCCCCGAAGACGAACCACAUGGCAGCCGUCCACCAAUACUUGAUAACGACUUAUUGAGGGCGACAGUCGAAGCUGAUCCAUGCAAAACCACACGAGAUAUUGCCAAGAAGCUCAAGUUCGGAAGGAGGAGAAGCAGAAACUGCGAAGUUUAUGCCCGGCAUUGA
Molecule: messenger RNA, 324 nt
Organism: Necator americanus (New World hookworm)
Lineage: Eukaryota; Metazoa; Nematoda; Chromadorea; Rhabditida; Ancylostomatidae
Exons: 1
Coding region: 1-324 (107 amino acids)
Biological process (GO): DNA integration; double-strand break repair via nonhomologous end joining; DNA double-strand break processing
Cellular component (GO): nucleus; site of double-strand break; condensed chromosome
Molecular function (GO): histone H3K36 methyltransferase activity; DNA topoisomerase binding; single-stranded DNA binding
Source: RefSeq, a predicted model, not a curated record